UGAAUCAGAGCCUCUGAAAAUUAUGUGUCAGCCUUGAGAUAAAUCAAAACAGCCUUCCUCAUCGAGUCGUGAUGACGAUGUGAAGCGGUGGUUUGCAGACACAUUAGAGGCUCAGCAGCAGCAGAAAUACCACGGACAGAGCGGGUCUCGUCCAGCCGCUUCCAGUCGCCCACACUUCCGGAGCAGACCCUGUUACAGGCAGCUGUGGGUCGGGAUGCGUCCGUCUGAGAUGACGGGAGGACAGUGCCAGUAAAACGCAGCGGCUGGUUGCGUUGUGUUAAAUCUCGCUUUUGCAAUCUCAGCUGAAGAGACUGCAUCACAUCAGCAGUAGUUUUUCUAUCGACCGACACUCAGCGGGGAUACAGGCUUUUAAUCUUACUGUCUGCCGUCAACUGUUGCUUAUUUUCACUGUAAAUGAAUCUUGUAAGUUUUUCCAGUGCCCAUAUAAACCAAACGAUCUAGAGCGGAGGAUGUUCUUCUUUUGACAGCAGCUUGUGUUUUGGAUCUCACCGCUCUUAUAGGUUUAUGAACAACCGUGUUCCUCCUAACAAGCGAUAUCAACCCACAGACUAUGAGCAUGCUGCCAACUGUGCCACGCAUGCGAUGUGGAUAAUCCCCAGCCUGCUGGGCAGCUCACUGUUGCACUACGAGUCAGAAGACCAAUGGGAGCGGUUGUCAGCCUGGGUAUAUGGGGCGGGGCUCAGUUCACUCUUCAUCAUCUCCACUCUGUUCCACACUGUGGCCUGGAAGAAAAGCCACCUUCGUUCUGUGGAGCAGUGUUUCCACAUGUGUGACAGGAUGGUGAUCUACUUCUUCAUCGCAGCCUCUUAUGCUCCAUGGCUAAACCUUCGGGAGCUGGGUCCGUGGGCAUGUCACAUGCGCUGGUUGGUUUGGGUCAUGGCGUCUUUUGGAACCACCUAUGUCUUUUUCUAUCAUGAGAGGUAUAAACUCAUGGAGUUGAUCUGCUAUACAGUGAUGGGAGUUUUUCCUGCUUUGGUCAUUUUCUCAAUGCCGGAGCAGUCCGGGUUGUGUGAGCUGCUGGUCGGUGGAGCCUGCUAUUGUCUUGGUAUAGUCUUCUUCAAAAGUGAUGGCAUCGUCCCAUUCGCUCAUGCCAUCUGGCAUCUUUUUGUAGCUGUGGGAGCAGCCAUACAUUACUACGCCAUCUGGAAGUACCUCUACGCCCAGACUCCCAGGCAGGUCCAGACCUCCAGAUGACAUCAGUGAUGACUUCACAGGAAUUGACUCCUGUGAUUAAGCUGCUUGGGAGAGCUGUGUCCAAGUUCAAGGCUUGCUUCAAAUAAGAAUUAACUUAAUUGGAAAACUAUCAGUACAUUUAGGCAUUUUGACUGUUUGUGGGUGCACAAGCAGCACAAAUGAGCAAAUACAGGCAUCCCUCUCUGGCGCCAUCUUGUUUCAUCUGACAGGACCAUUUUCUACUGCUGCAACAAAAGCAGUCCUAUCAGGCAGCUAGAAAAUACAAACAAAUGUGCUUUGCACAUUAAAAUCUGUGUUUGCUAGACUCUUUAUGAAAUAAAGUUCCCAGCUAGAAAGAAGUGCAUACAUAUCCAAAUUGCACACAUUACUGGAAAUCAAGUUGGAAAAUCUAUAGGCUUCAGAACCUCAGUCUGACCUACACACCAGUCACCAAUAGAAAAGGUUUUAUACUUUUGAGCACCAAUGUUGCCACCAAGAAAUAUAGAGUGCAGAAUAUCACACCUGACAAUAUGCUGUAUUCUCAGCAAUUAUCACCAUUGCUUAAAUUCUUUUAUGCUGUUGAUUGGAUAAGAAAACAGCAGAGAAAGAUUAAUUGCUAAAAGAUAAUAGUGCAGUAGGAUCAUAAUAACCUUAACAUUAAAAGUAGGAUUAAAACAUUUCAGUAAAGUUCAAAUGAUGUUGGAGAUGACACAACUCAGCCCAAUUUUACUGGCGACCCUGCUACAAAACCAGAGGUGAAGCCUCGGGUAAAAACACAGAUUGGCCCCAGCUGCUUGGAAAACCUUGUGCUUUUCUCAAGAAUUCCUUCAUUUGAGUCUUAUCUCCACUGUCUCAUAAGGAAACAAUGUUGAGACAAUGUUAAUUAAAAGUUGGGUAAAUCUUACAACAAUGUCACAGCCUGGAAUAAUGAUAAAAGAUGUCAGAUACCACCAACCUGCAAUAGAUUAUACAACAACAAAUGAGGUCUUUCAUGAAAAAAAACAAACAAACAAAAAAACAAUAGCAAAGACACCUUGUUGUGAUUAAUCUAAGGCAGUUUUGUAAACUUGGACACAGCUAGAAUCCCCACUUUGGUUCAUUUUAAUGUUAUAUAUAUCACUGUAUUUUCCAGUAAUUUGAUUUUAUUCCAGUGAUCAGGGGUUAGUUACUAGUAUUGGAGGUUUUUCUCUCUGUGGUGCGCGUCCAGAUUCAGUGUUCAGAGGCUGAAUUCACGACAUUGUCUUAAUGUCAAGAGGAAGACAAUGUUUACAAUUAGCUGCCUUGACUAUCAUCAUAAAUUUAGCAAUUAUUGUAAUCAUAAUUUACACCUGAUAAACAUGAGUAGUUCUUACUUCCAAUCUAGAUUUGUAUAUCACAUAAUACUGUUAUUUUUAUCAGUAGUUUUUCCUUUUUUUAGUGACUUACUGUAAUUAUCAACAUAAGCAUGAAUAGACUAAUUUAUUAAUGUAUAUAUAGCAUACAUUUGUGGUUGCAGCCUUACAGACCUGUAUACAUCCACAAUUAUUUGGUACCUGAUUAUGUAGUAUAUUUACUGAAUACUAACAGUUUCGUGUUGUUGGUUAGAUUUUGCAAAGACGAAUGUCAUCAGUAUCAUUUAUACAGAGAUUAUAUUUUCCUGUGAUGUGAUUGUAGUGUUGAAAAUAGGUGAAAACUAGUGACAUACUUUGUCUGAAACCACAAUGAAUCAGCACUGCCAGAAGGCUGAAUUACUGCCGUAACUGUUAGCUCACGCUACCAUGAUUAAACAAUACGUCUUAUCUGAAAGGAAACUGAAGCUAUAGUACUUUUGCCCCAAUAUUAAGGCAUCUCAGGAGUGUGUGCGUGCGUGUGCACGUGUGUGCGUGUGUGUGUGUGUGUGGGUGUGUGUGUGUGUGUGUGCGUGUGUGUGUGUGUGUAUUACUUACUAGCUGCAGUUGUUUGUAUCUUUUACUAUCUUACACCCAUUAAUCCAAAAUCCAUGGUUGUCAGUGUUUACAUAUAAAUAGCUUGAACAUAUAAGUAUCUAUUUGCUAAGAGUCUUUAACUCUGCUUGCCAAACAAGCUUAUAGACUUUGAUGAAUGUGGCAGGAGGACCUAAAAGGUCAAGAACUCUAACAUUUAAAGGAAUAAAAAAAAAAAGCAACUGACUUGGAUCAUGUUUCAACAGUUGUUUGUUACUCAGGAUUUUACACCCAAUUUAAAGGACCACCAACCUGCAUCAAUUGUUUGUAUUCCGUCUGGUUGUCACCACAGCUCCACUUGGUUACUUGCAAAUGUUUUAUACAAGUUUUACAUGACGGUUACUAUUCAGACAAUAACUGAGGUAUGCUAUAAAGGACCCAGGAAGCUUGGUAUCAGUCAGCUAAAAUCAAGUUUCAAUACAAUGUUACCUAUGGUAAAAACGUGUAAAAAGCCUUAAAAUAAAUUAAUGUUUCAUCCUUGUAGCAUAAUCUCACAUCACUAUAUUCAAAAAUAUCUAAAUUUGAAUAUAAUCAAAUGUAUUCAGCGAGGAAAAAGUAAGGUUAGAAUGUAUACUUACUUUAUUAAGCAAAGAGUGUUAAAAUUUGAAGUAGAUGUCCAUGACUUCCUUUUCUCUGUGGUAUAAAUGUGAUACUAAUUUUUCUUUGGAGGACAACGUAAAAAGCAGGGGAACAUGUCAAUUCUGCUAAGUUAUGUAAUUCUUGCUCAUAUCUACAGUCAGGGCAGUAAUAAAUAAUAAAUAAAGUUAAUAUCCUGGAUUGCAAUGGGUGAAGAUCUAGGUUUACCUUAAUUUGCUGUCACAUUGUUGUUCCUUAUGGUGGUGUAUUAGAAGUGCAUGGUAUGAAAGUCUUAAUGUGAGAAAAUGAAGGAGAUUUUUAUGAAACAUCAAGUCCUAGCUGUCACGUAUUUGAAGUUUGGGUGUUGCGUUUGAUGCCCUGCUGUUCUAAGUAGUGCAUGUGCAAUAGGAUUAAUGGUGGGGAAUGCAGUUGGUUCUGCUGCAUCGUGAUCAGCUAAAUGAGAUAAAAUUUAAUUUUCAAUAAUCUAUGAGUAGUCAAAUAAUUAUUGGCCAAAUUAAUCAGAAAGUAUGUGAAGAUGUCAAUUUCAUUGUGUUUCAAGUAGGGUGAACUGAAAAAUUGUCCCCAAUUCCUUAAUUUUGGAAAAUCAGCGAUCGACUGAAACCUAAAUGAAAAACCGGUCUUAUCCAUUGAUCUUAUCUACCUUGGCAAAAGUGAACAUAAUCUACUGUCACAUUUUGCUCUGCUGUAAGAGAUGAAGGACUGACAGGUCUGACCAACAGUUCAGAUCUGCAUGUGUGCUGUUAACAAUAGUCACUCCUCGUUGCCAGCAUAGGUAUUUUCUUGCUAUAUUCGUCAUAUAGAAUGGCUUUUCAGACAGAUUUUUUCUCCCAAUAAGAAACUGGUGUUGGACAAAGUUGAAUUUGGCAAGUCAGGCUUUUUAAAAUAUCAGUAAUCACGAUCAGCUAGAAAAAUGCGAUCGGUGCAUCUUCAGAUACAGGAUGCAUGGUGUUUUGGAGCUGUGAUGCUCAUGUGAAGCGACAUGUCAACAUGUAUCUGUGGCAGCUUGGUGAUCUCCAGUGUCAAAUGCAUUGCAACAUGUUGCCUGAGCAUUCUUUUUCCCUGGCAUUACGUUCUUCUAUUCUACUGAGACAGAAAGCAGAAAAGUGUGUAUUGGGUUAUUAGAACUACACACAGUGAAUAGGUAAAAAAAAUCUCCACAUGAUAACUGCAACAGAUUUUUCAGUGUGAGGUUAUGCUACUGCUUAAUUAUUUUUAAUCUCAUUAAUUAAUCUUUACUAGGUAUGCCAAUAUAUGUGGAAGACUCUGUGAAUCAAAAUAUGGAUCUUGAAAAUGUUUGAGUUUGUACAAGGAUACACUGUGAUCAACCCUGCUGACACCCAUUAGUCACAUCAUUUUUUUAAUUUUUAAUUUAAUUAUUUUUUAAUUUUAAAGAAUGGCUAUUACCAUUGCUUUACAAGGUGGUCAUAAGGAAUCUCAAUGCAUAAUCUGUUUAUAGCAAAGUAAAUCGUUCUGACAACAUUAAGUAAUGUAUGAAACCAAGCCAGAUACUAAGCAAAUCUUACCCAACAAGUUUAGUUAAAGCAAAUCUCUGUAUUCAAACAUUUACCUCCCUUUUUGAUUAAAAAAAUGCAAUGUACAAAAAUAUAAUGUGAAUUGAAUCAUUAGAAAGAAGAUUGACCAACUUCUAACUGUAAAUCUCAAACAAUUGUUUCAUUUUUUUCUUUUUUUGAGCUGUAGAUAUUUCAGAAAGAUGAACCAAUCUAAAAUUAACAAAACAUCUUCUAUAUGAUUACAAAUGUAUCACCACAGAUAAGUGGGAUAUUAAUGUUUAUUGUAGAUUUAAAUAUGUUUAAAUGAAGCAAACAUAUUUAACUGAUGCUAAUUUGAACCAUAUUCAUGAAUACCGAACAGCUUGUAUUUGUAUUCUGUGUUUAUUGACGCCUUCAAGAUACAUCAAACAACUGAGUGUUGUAUUGUACCUUUAUCAUAUCCAGUAUUAACGCUACUUCCAUAAGCAAUUUAAUUAUUUUACUUUUCUCUCUUUAUCUUGCUUACAGUAUUUGUCUCUUUUAGAGAUGUAGUGCACAUAAGACUUUGUAUGAAUUCCAAAAUUUUUACAAACGGCAUAUCUAUUACUAUUAUUUUUAGGCUCUGUGAUUAUGAAGCUGCUUAGUGUUUUUAGUCCUGCUGCUGAUCUCUCCCUGUUCCAUGAAAGCUAAAGUAUUUUCCCACAUUUAUGGUUCUAUAGUUUUCAGUUUAGUUAUUGUAUCUGGUGCUUUUCUGUGCAGUGAUAAGCCAAUUUGAUGCUAACAAUGCUUUUAUCUUUUCUAUCUCUGUUAUAAUAAAAUGCUUUUUCAUGCA
Poecilia latipinna (sailfin molly) is the source of this 6074-nucleotide messenger RNA. Its product is annotated as monocyte to macrophage differentiation factor 2-like. The record is from RefSeq and is a predicted model, not a curated record. The transcript has 8 exons. Lineage: Eukaryota; Metazoa; Chordata; Actinopteri; Cyprinodontiformes; Poeciliidae. Gene Ontology annotation, cellular component: membrane. The coding region runs from base 526 to 1215 and encodes 229 amino acids. Gene Ontology annotation, molecular function: pore-forming activity.